Schizophyllum commune H4-8 is the source of this 1280-nucleotide messenger RNA. RefSeq lists its product as uncharacterized. Gene Ontology annotation, biological process: ATP biosynthetic process; AMP biosynthetic process. Bases 93 to 1064 code for a protein of 323 amino acids. Lineage: Eukaryota; Fungi; Basidiomycota; Agaricomycetes; Agaricales; Schizophyllaceae. Gene Ontology annotation, molecular function: bis(5'-nucleosyl)-tetraphosphatase (asymmetrical) activity. The transcript has 5 exons. The record is from RefSeq and is a predicted model, not a curated record.
CACCAUAUCUUGGACAUAGCGUUCAUCCCAGAUCUGAUAUCCCUUCCUUCGCCCUUGCCGCGCCUUACAUGCACCGAUAGCAAACGAAGACGAUGUCUAACAGGAUAUCUCAACUCUUCACGCGCGGCUCCCGGGCGCCGACAUCUUCGCCGUCUUCCCCCACCGCGAACCACGAUCAACCGGCCGCGUCCACCUCUACGCGCCCCGUCACCCACACCCGGGGCAACAGCACCAGAGGGAAUGGCCACUCAACGACUACUCAGUCCCGCAGGCGCUCCACCUUUCAGCAAGCGCUCCAGCAGGUCACGCAUAUCUUCUCCCACUGGUCGACGCCGGCAGUCGAGGAGGCCUACUGGUGCUCGUCCGACAUGAUGUUGGGGGCGGGAAUGGUGAUCAUACAACCCGAGACACGCAAGAUUGUGUGCGUGUACGAGCGCGCGCGGAAAUACUGGUUCUUGCCAAAGGGCAGGAAAGAUGUAGGACAGUCGUUGGAGGAGACAGCGCUGAGGGAGGCAUACGAAGAGACCGGAUACCAAGCAACCUUCCUCCCACUAUGCCACCCUCAUCAUCAACCCUCGCCUGAUCGACCACGCUUUCCAUCCACCGAACCGCUAUACAUCCACGCCAUGAGCUGGGGCCCAAAAUACCGGGGAGGGCAGAUGAGCGACCCAGGCGGCGAAUAUCUGACCACCUGGUAUGCCGGCCAGAUCCCCGUCGACGCGCCCCACCACGCCAACACCGGCAUGCCAGACGAGCUCAACUACGAGUCCCACCUCCUCACCUUCGACCAAGCGCGCCAGAUCUUCGGCCACGACGGGUUCUUCGGAAUGCUCAUCGAGUAUGCAAUUCAGAACUUCGUGCGUACGGAGCAAAUUUUGGCGGAGUGGGAGAGGAGACGGGCCCAAGAUGCCGAGGAACAGCAAGCGCAGGCAUCUGCAGCGCAACCAGAGGGCGAUGCACCGACGGUCGAGCCGCAAGGUGCUCAAGCGGGCGAACCACAAGGUGCCCAAGCGACCAGUUUAACAGCGGAACAGAUUCAAGGUGGUACCGUAACUUCAGCAUAGGAAUGAGGUGCUGUGGCUUCACUGGACCUCUGUGGACGCGCGCAUGGAAUGUACGGCAAUUGCCGUGAUGGCCUUUCCACAUAUGGAAGCACUGGCGCUCUAAUCAGUCUUGCCAUCCCACUUUUUAUACUAGGUUUGGUGCGUCUCCUCGUGUACAGUAUAUUUAUCUGCCAUAAGGCUUGUCCUCCGGAAUUUUUGUACGAAAUGCGUUCAUCU